Molecule: messenger RNA, 1131 nt
Organism: Lottia gigantea (owl limpet)
Lineage: Eukaryota; Metazoa; Mollusca; Gastropoda; Lottiidae
Exons: 3
Coding region: 1-1131 (376 amino acids)
Source: RefSeq, a predicted model, not a curated record
AUGGUUUGCUACCAACAUCCAUUAGAUAUUGUAUUCGUCCUCGAUGCCUCAUCCUCCGUAUGGGCCCAGAACUUCACCAAAGCCAAGGCUUUCGUCAACAGCUUCAUUGAUCCAUAUGAGAUUGGUCCAUCAAAGGUCCGAGUUGCUUUCGAAACAUACGGUCAAAAGGUCUUCCUUGACCAAAUUAUCGAAUUUGGGGAAUUCGACAAUAAGGCUUCUCUCCAACAAAGAAUCAGAGAUAUCAAAUGGGAAGCUGGUUUCAGAACCGAAACAGGAAUGGGUCUUGCCUACAUGAGAGAUCAUCUGUUUAAAAAAGCUCGACCAGGAGUUCCCCAUAUAUGUAUCGUCAUUACUGAUGGUGAAUCACAAGAGCCAGACAAGACCGCCAAGGAAGCUCUAGGUGCACGCCAGGCUGGUAUUGAUAUUUUUGCUAUUGGUGUCAGUGAGUCCGUCAACAGACAAGAACUGAACAACAUUGCUGGAUCCCCAGACCGAGUCAUCAUCGUCAAAACCUACGGUGAAUUGGAAGCCAUCAAAGACAAACUUUCUGGUCAAACCUGCAAGAAAAUCCCAACCCCAGCACCAACACAAGCUGCAGAAGAAUGUGGCAAAGAUACACCAACUGAUAUUUACUACGUUUUCGACCCAGCAUCCCUUGGUUUGGACAUCACCGGAUGGGUUACCCAAUUCAUCACCUACACCCUUGAAGUCCGAGAAUUUAAAUUCAUGAGAAUGGGAGUUAUCAGUGGUUCAUGUCCAAUCGAUUCCGGAUUCAGUUUGAAUACAUAUUCUUCCAACAGAAAGAUCAGAAAGCACUUGGCUAGAUACGACUCCUCCAGACUUCCAGCCCUCAUCGGAUCUGUUCCCGGUAAAUUCAACCAAGCAAGAUCUAGUGGCCGAAAGGUUGCUGUUAUCUUUAUUGGUGGUAAGGUCGAUGCCAUGGCUGUUAUCGAACAAGCUGAAGCUGCCCAUGCCGCUGGCAUUGAUGUCUUCUUCGCUGGUCACGAAACUGCUGAUAGAAACCUUCUUAAUGCUUUGGAAGAAAUUGGAUUCGGACAACGACUCUUCCUUAACGGAUACAGCGCCAGAGGUCAAGCCGCUCAAUUCGUUGAGGCUUUAUGCAGUAAGUAG